GGCCAGCAGCCGAGGUAGGGUCAUAGGGGUAUGUUAUUCUAAACCGAAGCACCGUGUGCUCCGGCAGAAAAUAGUCCCUUCGGAAUGUGUAUCUUUCACACUCAAACAAUUGUUGUAUUAGACCAAGUUUUCUGUCCUCGACCGGGAACAAGUGUCUUGACCUAUCGGUUGCGUGAUUUUAUCAGCCACCGUAGCGAUUUUGAAUGUGUUGAAAUCCGCUGGACGAGAAGGGGCUGCAUGUAAUGAAGUCCAACAAUAGGCAGCGGAGAAAGAGACGGAGGGGAAGGAGAAGAAGGUAAAGGAGGGGGGAGGGUUGGCAUGUUCUCCUCCCCGGCGGAAGGAGACGUUGCGCUCAGGCAGGAGAAUGAAUCGCAGCGCCACCGAGCCUGAAUCCGACGUAGUAGAAUGGAGCUGAGAAUAAUCAGAGUUACAUUGUAGCCAGAAACAAACCGAAUAUUGUUACAAUCUAACAGUUCCGUCGGAGGAAUAGGACACAGCAAUGCGAAGCCUGCGCUGAACAGCAGCGGCCGGGGUGAGAAAGAGGCAGAAAGAUGGGCGCCGUGCUACGGACUCUGUUGUUAUGUAGUUUUUGUUUGCUAAUACGAGGUGUACCCCUCCUGCUGUAUGCCAACCGGCGGGACCUGCGGCUGGUGGAUGCGGCUCACGGCAGGGCCAACGCCACGGUGGUGGUGGGCGGUCUGGAGGACGCCGCCGCUGUGGAUUACGUAUACGCUCAGGGAUUGGUCUACUGGAGUGAUGUCAGCGAGGAGGCCAUCAAACGCACCACCUUCAACCAAUCAGGGCCCGGCGCGGCGGCGGCCCAGACCGUGGUUGUAUCGGGCCUGGCGUCGCCGGACGGCCUGGCCUGUGAUUGGUUAGGCAGGAAGCUGUACUGGACGGACUCCGAGACCAAUCGGAUAGAGGUGGCUGAGCUGGACGGAUCGUUACGGAGAGUUCUCUUCUGGCAGGACCUGGACCAGCCCCGAGCCAUCUCUCUGGACCCGGGGAGAGGGUGAGUACCUGACAACCUGUCGUAAAGGAGUGCUCGGUAGAACUACCUGGACCCGGCUUGGUCUGGGAGGAGGAGGAGUGUCUCACCUUUGUCCCUUACCUGGAUUGGGUUGCAAGGUUCCUAAAACCAAGAGCUUCUCCCUCGAACAGACGUAUCCGUCCGUCUGGAGGAUACUAGAACGUUAGGGAACAGUGCAGGCUGGAGGUACAGGGACGUGUGUCUCCGUCUGGAGGAUACUAGAACGUUAGGGA
Molecule: messenger RNA, 1263 nt
Organism: Salvelinus fontinalis (brook trout)
Lineage: Eukaryota; Metazoa; Chordata; Actinopteri; Salmoniformes; Salmonidae
Product: low-density lipoprotein receptor-related protein 6-like
Exons: 2
Coding region: 552-1016 (154 amino acids)
Source: RefSeq, a predicted model, not a curated record